AUGCAGUACAGACUGGCAACAGAACCUCCACUGAGUCAUAAGUUUGAAUCAGCUGUGAACUCCCUUCCUUCUGAUUCCCAAAAAGCAGAGCAAUUAUAUCACAGUCUGGUCGACACAUACGGUACACAUUACAUCACACAGGUCUCUCUGGGAGGAGAAAUAAAAACAAUCACUUCAAUCAAGACCUGCCAGGCAUCUAUGAAUGGACUGUCAGCAACAGAGGUCAGUGACUGUUUGUCAGUCGAGGCCUCUGCUAGCUUUGCAAGUACUGCCAGCAUUAAGGCCAUGUAUGAACACUGUCAGGCAAAGAAGAAGAAGUUAGGCUCCAACCAAAGUUUCAGCAGUGCAUUUAAUGAGCGUAGCACAGAGGUAAUUGGUGGUAAUAUCAACAACGCUGAUAUCCUCUUUGAAGGGCAAUCAGACCCCUCCGUCUAUAACAUCUGGCUUGACUCACUGAAAAACAUACCCGAUGUGGUCCGAUACGACAUAAAGCCCCUGCACACCAUACUGCCAAGUGGUCACCCUGCCAGCGCCGGACUGAAGCAAGAGGUGGAGAAGUACAUCAAGAAAAAUGCAGUGUUGACAAAAUGCUCAGAAAGCUGUAAGAUUGGACACAGAUCCAACAGAAGGGAUCCUUGUGCUUGUGUUUGCAACAGUAAUCAGAACAUCAAGUCCAACUGCUGUCCUGCUGGGAAAGGUCUUGCAACGUUAAAGGUCUACAAGCUGUAUGCAGAGGGUCUGUAUGGUGAUAAGUGGACUCAGACAGAUGGCUCAGUUGAGGUGACAUAUGGUGAUCAGAAUAAGCGCACUGCCAUUAUAUCAGACAAUGACAAUCCUAGUUGGCCGGAGACAUUUGAAUUUGGAUCCAUAACCAUCAACAUGAAAAACAGACUUACGUUCAGGGUUUAUGAUGAGGAUUCUUACUGGAACAGUGAUCUACUUGGCCAGUGUUCAUUUGCUCUGCGUAGUGGGAAGGUGACAGACAGUUGCAUGUUUGAUUACGGUACCUUUUUCUUCUCCUACAUAGUGGAGUGCGCACCGAGUCUUGGUGGUAACCAGUGUCAGGAAUACAUACCAACCCCCAUGAGUCCCUCUUUGGCCAAAGUCUUCCACACCAGAAAUGGGGUCCUUCUUGGAGAGUAUGAGCAAUCAAUCAGUCAGUCAGGUUCACUCCAGCUAGAAUAAGGAUAUGAUUUCAUGAUAAUCUUGCUUGUAGUUAUUGCCAUCUUUCACACUGUUACUGUCAUCUUUCUUUUUUGACUUGUUCUCAAUUUCUCAAAAUGUGUUUGUAAGAAAUUCACCCCUUUUUCUGCUUCUAUCUUGUUAGUUACAAAAUCAGCCAAUAAAGCAUCAACAAAGACAA
Molecule: messenger RNA, 1363 nt
Organism: Dicentrarchus labrax (European seabass)
Lineage: Eukaryota; Metazoa; Chordata; Actinopteri; Moronidae
Product: perforin-1-like
Exons: 3
Coding region: 1-1185 (394 amino acids)
Source: RefSeq, a predicted model, not a curated record